GCAGACGGAGAGGAGAGCUGCGAUGAUGGAGCUGAAAGUGGAGGAGUGUCUGCUCCGCAGAGACUCUUCUCAUCUGGUCUCUGUGCUGCACUACGAAGGACUGACCAGCAUCACCCUCACCAGGCUGGACCAGGUGGUCACCAAGGACCUGUGUGGAUCUGGGUUCAGCAGAGUUCUGGUUGUGUUGAAGUCUUUAGAGAUCCUGUCAGAGAACAGACACGACCUGCAGGCACUCGUUGACCACGGACUGACCGCUAAAGUGGUGAUGUGGUUCGAAGCCGUUCGUGACCUGCUGACCUCUGACCUCCAGAAGAACUCCGCCCCCCUGCUGAGCCUCGCUGAAAAGUUCUGUGACUACUUCCUGCUGCUGGGCCAAGCUUCCCUUCCAGUCAGUCAGCUGUCUGUGGUUCUCCUUCAGUUGGCUCAGUUCUCUCUGGAACCAGAGAUCCACUUUCCACUGAGAUUGGAGGCCAUCAGAACCUUUAACAGCAUCCUGGAGUCUCUGAGCAGAGAGCAGAGGAGACUGAUCCAGAUCAACCAGAACCUGACCCAGAUACUAGCCCAGGUUGCAGCAGCCGUUCUGACAGUUGGAGACUACGAGCUGCAGGUCAGCCUAUCGGAGGCUCUGUGUCGUCUGACUCCCAGGACGGACCGAGAGCAGAGAGCCAAUCAGUGGUUCUCCAGCCAUGACAUCAGCAGCGCCUUCUGUGACAUCAGAGACAGAGACUUUGAGGUGGACUGUCGCCGGUUCCUGAACUUUGUGAACAGUCACCAUGGACACCAGCAGAGGGUCUACACCUUCCCCUGCCUGCGAGCUUUCCUUGACUCCACACAGCUGUUUCGUCCUAAAGACGACAAACUAGACGAGUUCUGGAUAGAUUUCAACGCCGGCUCAGGAUGUGUGAGCUUCUUCAUCGAUGAGCCUCAGGGUUUCCUGUGGGGGUCCAUCCACCUGCUGAGGGAGGACGUGGAUCAUUACAGUCUCCAGGUGAAACGUGACGGAUGCACUGGGGCAGAGACAGUCCUCAGGGUCCGGCUCAACAAUCCCAUCAUGCACCACAACUGCAGAGGUCAGACAGUGGAGCUGAACUUUGACUCUGAACACCACCGAGAGCUGGAGGAGGCUGCUGGGAGAGUCUUCAUGAAAGUAAAAAGUUCCCCCCGCCUUAAAGACCCAGGUGGGACGGUCCAGGUGUCCCCCUCAGCAGCCAGGCAGACUGUUAGAUCCUACAGCAGGAAGAAACCACAGAGCAAGAGUCAGCUGAAGAUCUUGCCUCUGUCAUCUGCGAGCAGUGAAGAAGACUCCUCUGUGAUGAAGACUCCAGCCAGAAAGACGGCCGAGCUUCUGUUUGACCAGAUCCGAUACUCCACGCCUUCACACCCCACAGACUCUCCAAACUGCUCCCAUCUAAACUCAGGUGAUCCUGUGGGGGCGGAGCUACAAAUCUCUCAGGAGCAGACAGAUGACUUUGGAGGAGGCAGCUCUCCUAAAAAAAAGGAAGUCUUCAGUUCUGAAAGGAAGAGAUCCGCUCCAGACUCAGGCUACCUGUCAGACCAAACUGAGGGCCCUUUGGCCCACAAAAGGGGUGCGGAGCCUCAGCCAGAGGGGGAGGAGUCAAACUCAUUCCUGACAGCGCCGACAAAGAGAUUGAACUCGCCGCUGGUCUCAGAGGGGUCACCUGAGGGGCCGGAGCCACCAGAGGAGGAGGCAGGGCUGCCUGAUGAAGGGGCUGAACCACAUGUUGAGAAGGAGGGGCCUGUGAUGGAUGCAGGGGUGGAGUCAGGCCUAACCACCAGCAUCACAGCUGCCUUCAACACCUUCAGAACACAACUAGAACAACACUUCACUGGCAUCUGGCAGAACGUCGAAACUGAAGUUCUUCAGUCUCUAAGAGAGUGUCAGCAACGUGUCUCUUCACUGCUGACCUCUGUCCACAAACAAAGGUGUGUGUUGCUGCAGACGUUCGAGAACAGCGUCACUGAUCAGCUGAACCGACUGCAAGAAAACUCAACCAGCCUGAAUGCCAUAAACACACAGAUCCUGAAUUUUAUCCAGUCAGAGAUGCAGCGACUGGGCUCCUUCUGCGACGAACAUCUGCAGAGGUUGAAGUCUUUGGAAGGUGGAGAGUCUGGGCCGUCCGGCCACUGAAGGAGGAGAAUAGUUUUGUUUUUGUGUCUUGAGUUAAAUAGUCAAUUUCUUCUCUGAAGGCAGAAAAACUAAUAAAGCAAAGUUGACUUGAAAACCA
Molecule: messenger RNA, 2246 nt
Organism: Micropterus salmoides (largemouth bass)
Lineage: Eukaryota; Metazoa; Chordata; Actinopteri; Centrarchiformes; Centrarchidae
Gene: sycp2l
Product: synaptonemal complex protein 2-like
Exons: 25
Coding region: 23-2149 (708 amino acids)
Source: RefSeq, a predicted model, not a curated record